Messenger RNA from Daphnia pulex (common water flea), 2802 nucleotides. RefSeq names its product mannosyl-oligosaccharide glucosidase-like (gene GCS1). Gene Ontology annotation, cellular component: endoplasmic reticulum membrane. Gene Ontology annotation, molecular function: Glc3Man9GlcNAc2 oligosaccharide glucosidase activity. The record is from RefSeq and is a predicted model, not a curated record. The transcript has 6 exons. Gene Ontology annotation, biological process: protein N-linked glycosylation; oligosaccharide metabolic process. Lineage: Eukaryota; Metazoa; Arthropoda; Branchiopoda; Diplostraca; Daphniidae. The coding region runs from base 131 to 2671 and encodes 846 amino acids.
UAGAUUUGACAAUGACAGUUGACAGUUGACACUAUUGACAGUAUUCACCCUCGGCUAAACAGUAACCAUUCGCCGGCAAAAACCGAAGGCAACCGUGGGAACGAACAACGAAAUACUAAUAAUUAUUAAAAUGACUGGAGGAAAUAAAAAACUGCAUGUUGCAGGUGCAUCAGACGUGAAAAAAAAUAAACCCAAAGUACUUAAAUCGUCUGAUCAGUCACCUCAUAGUAAAAAUGGAGCUUCUUCCAAAUCUAAUGUGGCAACAACAAAAAACCAUAAAAUUGGAAGCCUAUAUUCUGGUGUUGGUGUUGUCACCAUUAGUAUUGUUUCCUGGUUUGUCUAUCAAGGUUACUUAGAAACACGAGUUAACAGUCCGUUGACAGAAAACAAGGUUGUCUUUCCAACUAGUCAUGAUUUUCCAGAAAGAUACUGGGGAAGCUUUAGACCUGGAGUAUACUUUGGUAUGAAAUCAAGAGAUGCUCACUCAUUGCUUGCUGGUCUGAUGUGGUUUAUGCCCGAUAUAGCAGCAGCUGGUAAUUUGAACCUGAGGCAUCUGUGUGAUCAGGGAGACAACCUGGAGCAGUACGGUUGGAGAGAACAUGAUGGAAGAAAUUUUGGAGUCCAAGUUAUUAUAGACAAGUUUAUUCAAUUAGAAACUUCAUUUAUAACAAAACUUGGAGGUAACCAUGGAGGAGAUUGGACUGCAAGAAUUCAUGUUGAGCCAAGGAUGAAAGAAUUAGUGGGACAACAAGUUACACUCUUCUUUUAUUUAACUUUGGAUGAUAAUGGAAAGGGACUACUUCAACCCAUCAGAAUGAUAGAUAAUAUGGAUAUGACGGGAAUAGAUACAAAUCAAUCUGCCAAAUUCCUUGGUCUAUCUGCAGUGCAUGGGCACACUGAGAGGCUUGGAGACUUCAGAGUCAGUUUUCAUCACAGCGACCAGAACUCAAUCGUCCAUACUGCCUUUCUUAGCACCACUGUUGCUAGCCCAAAUCUGGUCAAAGAUGCUCUACAAUCUGGAUUAAGACUGAUGGAAGACAAAAGGACCAAGGAGCGCCACAUUAGUCUGGCCGGCGUUCUAUUCCCUAAAGAAGACACGCUAAAACAACCCAAUUUUGUCGUUCAUCAAGUUACAGGAAAGCUGCCUCUCCAACUGGAAGUAGUCUACGAAUCCAAUAGCUUUGCUGAACGUGAGACCAUGUUAAGAGGAGAAACGUACGACACUCUUCUUCAAAAAUAUCGCAAAGAAUUUCGAAACCAGUUUGAAAGCAAAUUUCACCUUCAAAAGAAAGGUUUUAGUGAUGAGGAACAAGACUUUGCUGUGUCAGCCAUGAGUAAUCUCAUCGGAGGUAUCGGUUAUUUCUACGGCAGCUCAAAAGUGCAAUCUGUUCAUAAUAAAGAACCCGUGCCAUACUGGAAUGCCCCACUCUACACAGCCGUCCCAUCUCGCAGCUUCUUCCCACGAGGAUUUCUCUGGGACGAAGGAUUUCACAACUUAAUCAUCAGUCAAUGGGACCGGGAAAUAUCAUUUGAUAUCAUGGCACACUGGUUCGAUUUGAUGAACGUCGAAGGUUGGAUCCCUCGUGAGCAAAUUCUAGGUUCGGAGGCAAGGGCUCGAGUCCCUGACGAAUUCGUGGUGCAAAGAAAUAAUCAAGGGAAUCCGCCAACCUUUUUCUUAGUAUUAGACGCUAUGUUCAAGAAUCGUCCAGUACGGGAUAUAAGCACGCUAGAGCUGGAGCAACUAAAUGACAUGUGGCCUCGCCUGGUGUCCUGGUACAAUUGGUUCAACACUAGUUUGCACGGCCCGGAACCCGGAAGUUACUACUGGAGAGGUCGAGACACUGCAUCUGUCCGGGAACUUAACCCAAAAUCCUUAUCAUCUGGACUAGAUGAUUAUCCUAGAGCUUCACAUCCAACUCCAGAUGAACGUCACCUUGAUUUGCGUUGCUGGAUUACACUCGCGGCCAAAGUAAUGGCUUCCAUUGCAGAUAUUAUUGGUCGAGACGGUCGAAAAUAUCACGAGGCUUUCGUUUUCUUGUCGGAUAACAAAUUGCUGAAUGCGCAGCACUGGUCUCCGACAGCCAAGCGUUACGCUGAUUUUGGCCUGCAUUCGUCCAACGUCACACUCCGGCGCCCUAAAAGCAAUCCUGGUCAGCCUAAACCUGACAAAAUUCGAGUGGUUUUGGAAGAGCCUACAUUGCGCUACGUUGAUGAUACCUUCGGCUACGUCAAUCUCUUCCCUCUGAUUAUAGAAAUUCUCCAACCGGAUUCACCCCAACUAGGACAACUCCUACUUGACUUGCGGAGUCCUAACCUACUCUGGACUAAAUAUGGACUCCGAAGUUUGUCGAAAACGUCGCCGCUGUACAACAAGCGUAACACCGAGCACGAUCCCCCAUACUGGCGUGGUCCGAUUUGGAUCAAUGUGAAUUAUCUGGUUGUCCGUGCGUUGCAUCACUACUCCACAGUAGAAGGACCACAUCAAACUCGUGCAACUUUGCUGUAUAAUGAACUACGUGAAAACCUAAUUGCCAAUAUUUUUCGAGAAUAUAAGAGAACCGGCUACAUAUGGGAGCAAUACAACGACGCCAGUGGUGCUGGACAGGGCUGCAGGCCUUUUACUGGGUGGUCUACACUGGUCUUAUUACUGAUGUCGGAAACUUACGCCUAAGAAAAAUCAUCUGCAACAGUAGAUUUUUAUAAAUUUCUUUAAUUUUUUAAGGAAUAAGGGAUAAAACAAUGUAAAGGGCACAAUUCCAAAGUAAUAAACUGUAUGUAUUUGAAUACAAAGGUUAAGUGAUA